AUGUCUUAUGGCCAGGUUCCACAUGCUGUUUGCUCAGAACUAUGUCCUGUUGGCACGAGGAGAGCACGCAUUAAAGGAAGGCCCAGCUGCUGUUUUGACUGUGUUCCAUGUGCUGAUGGCACCAUCACUAAUCAGUCAGGAGCACUGGACUGCACCCUGUGUCCUGAGGAGUACUGGUCCAAUGAGAGGAGGAGCAGAUGCAUAUUAAAAUACGUUGAGGUUCUGUCCUUUGAGGACACGUUGGGAAUAAUUCUGACAGCUGUGUCUUUAGUUGGGGCCUCUCUUACUUUAGCAACCACAGUGAUUUUCCUUGUGUUCAGGCACACACCAGUAGUGAGGGCAAAUAACUCAGAACUGAGUGCCCUCCUGCUGCUUUCCCUCUUCCUGUGCUUCCUCUGUCCUCUCACCUUUAUUGCUGAGCCCACUGCCUGGUCCUGCAUGUUGCGCCACACUGCAUUUGGCGUGACCUUUGCCCUCUGUAUCUCCUGUGUUCUAGGGAAAACAUUAGUUGUGAUUACAGCUUUCCGUGCCACUUUGCCAGGUGUGACUCAGUUUGGACCUGUACAGCAGAGGAUAAUUGUAUAUUCCUGCACUGCAGUUCAAGUUUUUAUUUGCAUACUCUGGCUAAGUAUCACACCACCCUAUCCCCAAAAAAGGCAUAACAACAGAAAGAUUAUUGUUGAAUGCAACACAGGGUCAGACACAGCAUUUUAUGCUGUCUUGGGGUACAUAGGCCUUUUAUCAGGUAUGUGUCUACUUUUGGCUUUCUUAGCCAGAAAAUUACCAGAUAAUUUCAAUGAGGCCAAAUUAAUUACUUUCAGCAUGCUUGUAUUCUGUGCUGUGUGGAUCGCAUUCAUUCCAGCAUAUGUCAGUUCACCAGGCAAAUAUACUGUGGCGGUUGAAAUAUUUGCCAUUUUGUCCUCUGCAUUUGGCUUACUUGUUUGUAUUUUUGCCCCAAAAUGUUAUGUUAUUAUAUUUCAACCUGAGAAAAACACUAGAAAACAUGUAAUGGGGAAGGUGCCUAAGAGUGAGCUUUGAUUAGAUUGUAGACUGUGAUUUGGGCCACUGUGUUACUUACUUAAAUGUAAUAUAGAUAUUCUUCACAAUUAAACUGUGUUCUCUCUGUUUUCUCGAAGAUCAGUCAGGAAGCCUUGCAUUGGAUUUCUAUGGUAGCCAAUGAACAAGUUAGCUAAUGGGGUUGGUUUAACAUACAAAAGA
Molecule: messenger RNA, 1218 nt
Organism: Clupea harengus (Atlantic herring)
Lineage: Eukaryota; Metazoa; Chordata; Actinopteri; Clupeiformes; Clupeidae
Product: extracellular calcium-sensing receptor-like
Biological process (GO): G protein-coupled receptor signaling pathway
Cellular component (GO): plasma membrane
Molecular function (GO): G protein-coupled receptor activity
Source: RefSeq, a predicted model, not a curated record